AGACAUUAAAGCAUAUGAUCCAACUGAUAAUGGGAAACUAUUUAUUCUAGAUAUUUGUAGUUUAUUGACACAAUGGGAUUUAGAUACUUUACAAUAUAAAAAGCAAUAUCAGUUAGAAUGGGAUAGGAUUUGGAUUGCUUAUGAACUGAAGAAGGAUCUUUACGUUUUUAAUAACAGUUUUACAUUGCUUGCUGAUUUCACUGAAAUAAGGGACCCUUACUGUCUUAACCACGUUAAAACAGUUUCAAAUAUAUGUAAAAAAUUUUUAGCUAAAUUAAAUGGUAAAUUUAAUGCACAAAAAGCAGAUUUAUAUAUGAUUAAGAAUGAAAGAAUAUAUAGUGAUUACAACGAAAUAGGAUCUCUACUUAGUAAAUCACAAAUUGUGGAAUUUUUGCAAGUCAUUUUGGAUGAAAAUAUUAAUACAGAAGAUGAUAAAUUUAUAAUUAAAAAGGUAGAGGAAUCAUAUGAGGGAUUUUUAAUGGAUGAAAAGAGAGAGAUUCAACCAGAACAUCUACAAAAAUAUAGAUUUGUCUAUAGAUGCGAAUUAUUGGGUAACAAAGAUUUGGUGAUGAUUACAGUCAUUGGCCUUUUAAUUUGGAUGGUUUGGUCAAAAAAAGAAAUCAAAUUGCGAUAUUAUAAGGGGUUUUCUUUUACAUCAUCUUAUCUAAAUAAGAAAGACUUUAAUGAUCAAUAUAUAUCAGAAAUAUGUGAUCAUAGAGAAAAUUUAUUAUCACCACCAGAUUUUGAUGCAAUCAUGCUAUAUUAUGAAGAACUCUGCAUGAACAAAAGAUACCCUUUUAAAGAAUUGAUAGAUGAUUAUAUUGAAAAUAAGAUAACACUGAUAUUAUAUGGGCAACAACUUUUAAGGAGCUUUUUGAAUAAUAAAAACUAUUUAAUAGCAGAGAAAUUACCAACAAUCGAUAUUUCUUUAAAAUACCCUAGUUAUUCAAAUGAUCCAAAUGAUUCAUGGAAUCUAGUAUCUGCUUAUAAUUCUAUUUCAGAAAAUAGCAGCAUAUCAGAAAAUACUAUACUUGUUGAACCUCCAACUGCAACUACAAAUAUGUUUACAAUGCUGAAAACAGCGAUUUUAGCUAUAUAUAAUGUUGACGGAGUGAUCAAAACUAUAGAAGAUAAAAAGGAAAUUGUUAGAACAGCAAUUUUCUUAAGUGAUGACACUGAGGAUACUGAAAACUUGAACGCACCUGGAGUAGUUCUAAUUGCUGAAGAAACUUAUCGAAAAAUCAUCAAUGAUCUAGCUGACAUGAAGGAGAAAGAUUCUGUUGCUACUGAAGAUGAUCUAGAUAGUGACAAUUUAUCACAAGUCAAUGAGCUAAUGUUUGAUGCCCAAGCAAAUAAAGAUGAUAUAUUAAAUUUGGAAGAAGGUCAACAUACUGAAGAUAGUCACAUAAAUGAUUAUUUUAAAACUUCAAAAAGGAUGAAAAAUAAUAAUGCUUCGAAAUAUCCACAUGUUAAUGAGAAUCAGGAGCAAAGAGAUAAUAACUUUGAAGAAACUGACAAAUUAUUACCCUAUUCUCAUUUGUCAAUUAAUGUUACUGUUGUCAAUAAUGAAUUUGAAAGUAACGAAGAAAUCGAUAACUUAUUACCUGAUUCUCAUUCAUCAAUCAAUGUUACUGCCAAUACUUCGCAAGCAGUUAGUACCGAUAAUCAAAUUUCAAUUGAUAACGAAUGCGUUACUGAUAAUCAACAAGCUGAAAAUAAUGGAGAAUUGGUUGAAUCUAUAUUUAAUGAUGAGGAAGUUGAUGAAUUAUUACCUGAUUCUCAUUCACCAAUAAAUGUUACUGUCAAUACUUUGCAAGCAGUUAGUAUUGAUAACCAAAUUUCACCUAAUAAUGAAUAUGAAUCUAUACUCAAUAACUAUCCCAAUGACCAGCUCAAUGAUCAGCCAUCAAUUAAUGUUAUCUCAGGAAUGCUUGAACAAACAACCCUGGCAGAAAAUAGUACACUAGCCGAUGAUAUUGAAUCGAUUCAAGAUAAUGAUUAU
Racocetra persica is the source of this 2002-nucleotide messenger RNA. The record is from the annotation of a GenBank genome assembly. Lineage: Eukaryota; Fungi; Glomeromycota; Glomeromycetes; Diversisporales; Gigasporaceae.